This is a messenger RNA of Neurospora tetraspora, 1967 nucleotides long. RefSeq lists its product as uncharacterized. The transcript has 2 exons. Gene Ontology annotation, molecular function: RNA polymerase I core promoter sequence-specific DNA binding; TBP-class protein binding. Bases 130 to 1818 code for a protein of 562 amino acids. The record is from RefSeq and is a predicted model, not a curated record. Gene Ontology annotation, biological process: nucleolar large rRNA transcription by RNA polymerase I. Gene Ontology annotation, cellular component: RNA polymerase I core factor complex. NCBI's taxonomy places the organism in Eukaryota, Fungi, Ascomycota, Sordariomycetes, Sordariales, Sordariaceae.
CGAAACUUUCACCAGAACAUCACAUCAUCACUCAUCAACAACCACCCCAAAACUUAGCAAUACAACCUCUAGAUCACCAUUUCUACACAGAAUACAGCCAAGAAUCGAUUAAACACGGUCAUUGUUCUCAUGGACCCCCGCUCCCCGACCAAGCGCAAACGCGCCCUCUCAACAACCUCAACCACCUACUCAACGGCCCCCUCCUCCUCCUCAACCAUCAUCAACCCCCUCUCCCACCCGCCCUCCACCCUCAAACAAUUCCUCCCAGCCGGCAACUCCUCCGAUGCGCCCCUCCCCUCCUCCAUCUACCCCGACUUCCCCCACCGACCACUCCCCUCCUCACCCACUUCAUCCCGCUCCCGCUCCCGCUCAACCGCCCGCUCCCGCCGCGGCAGCUUCGCCACCACCACCAGCAACAUCGACUCCGAAUUCGACGACCACACCACCACCGCCGGCACCGAUGCGGGAACAGACGGGUGGACAACAGACGCCGAUCCCGACACCCUCUCCGUAACCUCAACCGGCAAACCCUCCUACACCAAGCGCGACCCCGUCCGCAGCACAGCGAAACUGCACAAAGCGCAUCAAUCCCGCGUCGGCGCCCUGGUCGCUAUCAUCCAGCGCUGCUUGGCCGAGGGGGAUAUAGCUUUGGCGAGGAGAGCGUUCGGCUUGCUGGUUAGGGCGGACGUCAAUGGACGGAAGGUGGAUUUGCGGUUUGGGGGGUUUUGGGAGAUGGGGGCGGAGGUGCUUAUGAGGAGUGGGGAGGAUAGGGAGAAACAGCUGGAGGGAUUGUGGGGAGGAGGGGAUGGGGAUGGGACGCAGGAUGGUCGGCUGGGACUGGGAAGGUUGGAAGAAGAGGGGGUGGAAGGAGAAGACUCGAAAGAACGCCGAGAACGGAAACGCUUGCUGCGCGCUGCAAAGAAUCGGGAGCAAGUCCGUGCCUACUACGAAACCCUGAUUCAUUUGCAUCCGUGGAGCAGGCUGCACCCUAACAAAAUGGGCGCUCUGGAUUUCUACCCCGCCCUCUUCGGGUUCGAGAUGGAAGCUUGUUUUGCGGAGCAUAAAUACGGGAUGGAGGAACUCGAUCGGCAGCCUUUGUCUCUCGAUCUCAUCGACGACGACGGGGACUUACCGAUGGAAGACGGGUUCGGAAGGGACGACAUGCAAAUCGACGAAUUCGGCCAGUCAGCCCUCGACCCCCUACGGUCCUCACCACCACCAUCACCAUCUGGUUACCACCGAGGAAACGGAGGGAUGGAUAACGUCCAUCCUCUCUACCGGUCAGAGAUGGAAGAAGAUGAAAGAAGAAGCAGAAGGCCCGAAGUAAGGUUGAGAAGCGAGAAAGACAAGCUCAGACUAAAGGCGUUGGAGCAGAUGAGGGAUGUAGCGAGACGGAUGGAUACCGUGAUGGAGAAUACGCCUUACAACAAAGAUGUGGAGAUAUUGAGGUUGAGAGCGAUGGUGGCGCUUUAUGUGGGGGAUUUGAGCGUGCCUGUUUCUGCUUCCGAAAUAGAGACGGAGAUGGAGACGGAGACGGAGAGGGAGAGGGAGGAAGGGGGUGGGGGUAGGUGGAAGUCGUCGCAUGAGGAGAGGAUCAAUGAAGAGGAGGGGAGGAGGGCGCAAGCUGUUGAGAGGGAGAGGGCGAGGGGACUGUUUGUGAAGAUGAGGGAGAUGAGAGGGGGUGAGUUGGAGGAGGGGGAUGAGUGGAUUUUGGAGUUGAUUAGUGGUGGCGGUGGCGAUGGGGAAGAUGAGGAUGUGGAUGUGGAUGGGGAGGAGGAUGGGGGGAGGGGGAAUAGGGGGAGGAGUAGAGCAGCUUGAUUGAUAUCCCUAGUGAAACAAUGAGGCUUAUUUUAUUCAAGGUUAUCAAAACCGAACAUCAAACCCGUUAAAGUCUUUUAAUGCAAGUAUCAAACGAUCUAUACACAUUCCUUUCUCUUUCUCCCAACCGUCCUCCUACCCCUCCCUUC